Molecule: messenger RNA, 268 nt
Organism: Dentiscutata heterogama
Lineage: Eukaryota; Fungi; Glomeromycota; Glomeromycetes; Diversisporales; Gigasporaceae
Source: the annotation of a GenBank genome assembly
CAAAUUAGAGGAUUCUGGCGAUAAAUAUGAGAAUGACAAUAUUGAAAUCAUAGAUAUUAGUAAAGACGAUGAAAUUAUAUACAUUGAUGAGGAUGAUAAAAUUAUAUAUAUUGAUGAGGACGAUGAAAUUAUAGAUAUUGAUGAUGAUGAUGAAAUCAUAGAUAUAAUGAAUAUUAGUGAUGAUAUUGAAAUGAUGGAUAUUAGUGAUAAUAAUGAAAUUAUAGACAUUAGCGACAAUAUUGAAAUUAUGGAUAUUAGCAAUAAUUAG